Messenger RNA from Amaranthus tricolor (Joseph's coat), 1916 nucleotides. Its product is annotated as UTP--glucose-1-phosphate uridylyltransferase. NCBI's taxonomy places the organism in Eukaryota, Viridiplantae, Streptophyta, Magnoliopsida, Caryophyllales, Amaranthaceae. Gene Ontology annotation, cellular component: cytoplasm. The record is from RefSeq and is a predicted model, not a curated record. Bases 290 to 1696 code for a protein of 468 amino acids. Gene Ontology annotation, biological process: UDP-alpha-D-glucose metabolic process; glycogen metabolic process. The transcript has 21 exons. Gene Ontology annotation, molecular function: UTP:glucose-1-phosphate uridylyltransferase activity.
UAGGACGUUAUAUUCGCCUGCAUAUUCUCUUCUACCUCCUUUAUUUGAGUACUUUUUUUUUUCUUUUUUGAAUAAAAGAAAAAAGGAUAAGAAAAUCUUAGCCUUACUUUGUUUUGCGGUUUUCAUAAUUCAGUGUUCCGUUCAAGACAAAUAAACCUUUUUAUUUAAUUUUAUUUUUUUAUUUUAUAAAUUUGAUUCUCUCAUUUUAAAUCCCUCCUCGUCUCCCACCUCAUCACCAUUCUCCAUCUUACACACUCUCUCUCUAAAUUGAAGCUCGAUUCCUUCAUUCAUGGCGUCCGCUGCUACUCUUAACUCCGUUGAGGCUGAGAAGCUUGAUAAGCUUCGGUCUGCUACUGCUGGACUUAACCAGAUCAGUGAGGAAGAGAAAUCUGGAUUCAUUAGCCUUGUCGGUCGAUACCUUAGUGGAGAAGCUCAACAUGUUGAUUGGAGCAAAAUCAAAACUCCUACAGAUGAUGUUGUUGUUCCGUACGAAACCUUAGCACCUCCACCUGAAGAUGAGGCAAAAACUAAGGAGCUUUUGGACAAACUUGUCGUGUUGAAGCUCAAUGGAGGUCUAGGAACCACCAUGGGUUGCACUGGCCCCAAAUCUGUCAUUGAAGUUCGUAAUGGCCUGACCUUUCUGGACCUUAUAGUCAUGCAAAUUGAGAACCUUAAUAGCAAGUAUGGAUGCAAAGUGCCUCUGGUUCUGAUGAACUCAUUCAACACCCAUGAUGAUACACUCAAGAUUAUUGAAAAAUACACCAAUUCCAAUGUUGAGAUACACACAUUUAACCAGAGCCAAUACCCUCGUUUGGUUGUUGAAGAUUUCUCACCAUUGCCAUGCAAGGGUCAAACUGGCAGGGAUGGAUGGUAUCCUCCUGGUCACGGUGAUGUAUUCCCAUCCUUGAAGAACAGUGGAAAGCUUGACUUGUUCUUGUCACAGGGCAAGGAGUACAUCUUUGUUGCCAACUCUGACAACUUGGGGGCUAUUGUUGAUUUGAAGAUCUUGAAUCACUUGGUCCAAAAUAAGAAUGAAUACUGUAUGGAGGUUACACCCAAAACAUUGGCUGAUGUCAAGGGUGGUACUCUUAUUUCUUAUGAAGGGAAGGUCCAGCUUCUAGAAAUUGCGCAAGUUCCAGAUGAGCAUGUCAAUGAAUUUAAGUCAAUUGAAAAGUUCAAAAUUUUCAACACCAACAACCUGUGGGUGAACCUGAAUGCAAUUAAAAGGCUCGUAGAAGCUGAUGCACUCAAAAUGGAAAUUAUUCCUAACCCCAAGGAAGUUGAUGGAGUCAAGGUUCUUCAACUGGAAACUGCUGCUGGUGCUGCAAUUAGGUUCUUUGAUAAUGCUAUUGGAAUCAAUGUGCCACGAGCAAGAUUCCUUCCAGUGAAGGCAACUUCAGACUUGCUUCUUGUCCAGUCUGAUUUGUACACUGUUGUUGACGGCUUUGUGAUAAGAAACCCUGCUAGAAACAACCCUGCAAAUCCAACCAUUGAGUUGGGGCCAGAAUUUAAGAAGGUAAGCAACUUCUUGAGCCGAUUCAAGUCCAUUCCCAGCAUUAUUGAGCUUGAUAGCUUGAAGGUUUCUGGUGAUGUAUGGUUCGGUGCCGGAGUUGUUCUUAAGGGAAAAGUAGCCAUCAAUGCCAAGUCUGGAGUGAAGCUAGAAAUUCCAGAUGAUACAGUUAUUGAAGGAAAUUAAUGGACCUGAGCAACUCUAAAGCAUUGAGAAUUGAGGAGUACGAGAUACGAUCACUUGAAUGCUCGGGCCUGUGUUCCCAUUUUCGUGGCUUAGACAUAUACGAGGCAACGGUUAAUAAAAUAUUGAGUUUUGGAGAUUAAUUUUGUCAAACAUAACUCUAGCAAAACUUCACCGGAGCAUAAGAAGUUUGAAUAAGUCAGUUUAAUCUAUGUUUGUGUCA